Molecule: messenger RNA, 255 nt
Organism: Mesorhabditis belari
Lineage: Eukaryota; Metazoa; Nematoda; Chromadorea; Rhabditida; Rhabditidae
Source: the annotation of a GenBank genome assembly
AUGAUUUCACUUACUUUCAGCGACGCACAUCCGAGUUUUUGGGAAGGUUUGGGCCGCGGUGUGAGCGAGGGAUUGGACUGGGCUUUCGACGGCUAUAACUGGUACAAUCACGGAGCUCGUCCAUUCAUGCACGAGAAAUGGCACACCGCUGUCGGCCACUUCAAUCGCUGGCGGGGCGACGAGGAUGCAUCCCGCAACAACUUUGAUCGCGCCAGCUAUGAGAGGGCUCAGAUUUGGAAUGCGAGAAGAAGAGCU